AUUACUAUAUAUAUAUAUUAGUGUGGAGUGGGAAAAAAACAACCACAAACCCACGACACUAUAAGGUUAACAUCCUCUUAUCUGUGGUAAAAGAUCCUCCAAUAGUUUUAUAAAGAUAAGUAUAUUUAAACUAUACAAAAUGAAUAAUAAUGGAUCAAAGAAAUUUUCAUCCUAUUAUAGUUUGCAAUUUGAAAAAGAGCGUUUAGAUACUUUUAUAGAUUGGCCUAUAAAAUGGUUAAACCCAAGUGAUUUAGCACGUGAUGGAUUUUACUAUCUUAGAAAAGAUGAUCAUUGUGCUUGUGUUUUUUGUCGAGGUAUUGUAGGAGUGUGGGAAGAAGGUGAUACACCUAGAAGAGAGCAUGAAAAACAUUUUCCAAGAUGUCCAUUUAUAAGGGGAAUGCCAGUUGGAAAUAUUCCAAUUAAAUAUGAUAAAAUAUUUGAUUUCCUAUCAUCUAUUCCUAAAUUGCAAAAUAGAAAGAUAAUGGAAAUAGAUGUCUGUGGUACACAUUGCAGUAAGUAUUAUUAUGGAUCUGUAAAGCAUACAUUGUGUUUACCUCAACAUAGUGGUCCUAAGCGAACAGACUAUUUAACAUAUGAGAAUAGAAUAAAAAGUUUUGCUAGAUGGCCAAAUGGUGUUAAACAAAAACCUGAAGAAUUGGCAGAAGCAGGAUUCUUUUACUGUGAUCUAAGUGAUCAUGUGCGAUGUUUCCAUUGUGGAAAUGGAAUACGUAAUUGGAAAUCUAAUGGUCUGCCCUGGAUUGAACAUGCACGCUGGUAUCCAGAGUGUAACUUCUUGCUUUUGACAAAAGGACAAGAUUUCAUUGAUAAGGUAGAAAAGUUUAUACUAAUUGAAAGGAUACGAGAAAUCUAUGCUGCCCGAUUGAACAUGCACGCUGGUAUCCAGAGUGUAACAUCUGCUUUGACAAAAGGACAAGAUUUCAUUGAUAAGGUUCAACAAGAAAGAAAAUCUCCUGUAGCUCCUAGUAAUGAUUUGUCUGUAUCAGCAGUUAAAAAUGUAUUAGUGAAAUUGAUUAAAUACUCUAAAUGGAAAGAAGAAUUACGACAAACUAACGAUGAUGAGCUUAUAGAUGAAGCUCUUCUACAAACUGAUGAUGAACUACUACAAACUAUUACUACUAUUGUUGAUAUAGAUGAAGAAAUACAAACUGAUGAGAGUACUACUACUACUGCUGCUAAUCAGCAUAUUGAUAUAGAUGAAGAACUACAAACUGAUGAGAGUACUACUACUACUGCUGCUAAUCAGCAUAUUGAUAUAGAUGAAGAACUACAAACUGAUGAGAGUACUACUACUGCUGCUAAUCAAACUACCAAAAUCUUGUAUUUAUAUUUUUAUUUUAACUACUUUAAUUUUGUUGAUUAUAUUGUUUUAAUUUAUUUGUUAAAUUUAAUUUUUUUAUUAAUUCAGUAUUUUUAUUUUUCAGAUCAAGAACUUGUAACAGAAGAUGAAGAAAAUUGUAAAAUUUGUAUGGAUUCAGAGAGAGAGAUAGUAUUUUUACCAUGUAAACACAUGGUUUCAUGUUCUUCAUGUUCUGCAGCAUUGGAAAAAUGUCCAAUUUGUAGAAAACUAAUACAAUGUACAAUAAAACCAAUUAAGUCUUGA
Messenger RNA from Cherax quadricarinatus, 1621 nucleotides. NCBI's taxonomy places the organism in Eukaryota, Metazoa, Arthropoda, Malacostraca, Decapoda, Parastacidae. The record is from RefSeq and is a predicted model, not a curated record.